Messenger RNA from Caenorhabditis briggsae, 1614 nucleotides. It is a transcript of the gene Cbr-dgk-2, whose product is annotated as Protein CBR-DGK-2. NCBI's taxonomy places the organism in Eukaryota, Metazoa, Nematoda, Chromadorea, Rhabditida, Rhabditidae. The record is from RefSeq and is a predicted model, not a curated record. The transcript has 12 exons. The coding region runs from base 1 to 1614 and encodes 537 amino acids. Gene Ontology annotation, molecular function: ATP-dependent diacylglycerol kinase activity.
AUGGAAAUGGACGUGUAUGAUGAGUUGUUAGCCGCAGCGCUGUUCAUCAUUUUUUCAACCUUUAUGCUAUGGGUAUUUCGAAAACUAUGGGCAGUUCGGAAGAGGAAAACUAUCAACGACACAUCUUCGAAAAGCGGACACUACUGGAGCCCUAUCGAACAUGAAGAGCAACACAACUACUGUUCCGGAUGUAAAGAGCAUAUCGUAUCGGGUUACGAAUGUGAUAACUGUCUUCUUAAAGUGGAUAAUAUAAACUGCCUCCGUUCGGUGUCUACAAAAAUUCAUUGCAAAGUCAAUCAGACGCUAUGUCGAAAAGAAACCUUUGACCAUCAUUGGAUUUGCGGAAACAUUGGUGCGGAUCUCUUCUGUGAAGUUUGCGAAGAACUAUGCGGCGGUGGUGUUGGUCUUCAAGAUUUUCGAUGUUCUUGGUGUUGGCGUGUUGUGCACACUAAGUGUAAACCUAAAUUCACACUUCACUGCGAUUUCGGACGCUUGGCACGGACAAUCAUCCCACCCUACUGUGUGACUACGAGGAAGCCAGGAAAUCGAAAUCAAAGAAUGGCUGUCAUAGACACCAUCGAAGUUCCAACCGAGAUCGCCAACUGGCGUCCAAUCAUGGUCAUUGUCAACCCGAAGAGUGGAUCUGGAGCCGGAAAGCAACUGCUGCGCAACUUUAGAGCUCAUCUCCACCCAGCUCAAGUUUGUGAUGUCCUCAAGUCCAAUAUAGCUGCCUCUCUUCGCUGGAUCGACGACCAUCCAGAAGUCGAAGUACGCAUUUUGAUUGCUGGAGGAGACGGAACGAUCUGCUCGGCCCUAGAUCAAAUCGACACACUCAGCCGACGAAUUCCGGUAGCCGUUUUACCUCUCGGCACUGGUAACGAUCUUUCCCGAUGGUUGAAAUGGGGCAAAAAAUGCGGCGGCGACAUCGACGUCAUCAAGCUGAUGGAAGACAUACAAGAAGCGGAGGUUACAUUCGUCGACCGCUGGACAAUCGACGCGGAAAGCCAGAAAAAACUUGGAGUACGAUUGCAGUCGAACAAAAAGCUGUCGAUGACCAACUACGUGUCGGUUGGAGUCGAUGCAUGCGUCACCCUUGGAAUGCAGAACACCAGAGAGUCGAUUCCAAGAGCCAUGAGCAGCAGACUACUCAACAAGUUCCUUUUCUUCACUUUCGGAACCAAAGAUGUCUUCGAGCGCGUCUGCAAGGGGUUGAACGAGCGUAUCGAGCUUUACUUGGAUGAUGUUCACGUCAACCUUCCAGACAUUGAGGGGCUCAUCUUCCUCAAUAUCCCAUAUUGGGGAGCCGGUGUAAAGCCAUGGGCUACUUACAACGACAGCCACCGCCAGGACUGCGACGACGAGACCAUUGAGGUGUUUGCCGUGACCUCAUCUUUCCACAUUGCUCAAAUGCAAAUUGGAUUGGCCAGCCCAUUGUGUAUCGGACAAGCCAAGCACGCCAAGCUGGUGUUCAAGGGAAAUCACUCGUUCCCAAUGCAAUCAGACGGAGAGGCAUGGGUCAACUCAGCCGGAACCGUGGAGAUCUCACACAAGUGCAAGACUGCGAUGUUGAGAAAGGCGGAGAAGCAGAGAAGCGGAUGUGGAAUGUUCUUCUAA